Messenger RNA from Stegodyphus dumicola, 691 nucleotides. RefSeq names its product piggyBac transposable element-derived protein 4-like. The record is from RefSeq and is a predicted model, not a curated record. NCBI's taxonomy places the organism in Eukaryota, Metazoa, Arthropoda, Arachnida, Araneae, Eresidae.
AAGGGCCAGAUUUGGUAUCAAGAUGUUUAUGUUAUGUGAAUCUCAUAGUGGAUAUGUGUGGUCUAUUAUAAUUUAUGUCGGUAAAGGCACAGAUAUAUCUGAAGAAAAUAAAGAAUGUUCGUUUUCUACUCAGGUAGUUUUGACAUUGUCUAAGCCGCUAUUAAACAAAGGAUACUGCCUUACUAUGGAUAAUUACUACAACUCUCCCGAGUUAGGGGAAAUGUUAUUGAAAUCUAAAACUGAUUUUUUUGGAACAUUAAGACCUAACAGAAAAGAUCUACCAAAGGAACUGAAAACAAAAAAGCUUAAAAAGGGAGACUUAUUUGCCUAUCAAAGAGGUAAGAUGAUGAUCAUGCGAUGGAGAGAUAAAAAAUAUGUUCAUUUUAUAAGCUCAAUUCAUAAUUCUGAAAUCGUAAAAGUCCAAAAUAAAUUGAAAAAUGUGGAAAUAGAGAAGCCUAAGAUUGCUUUAGAUUAUAAUAAUACGAUGGGCGGUGUAGAUCGCAUGGAUCAACAAAUUGGAUACUAUGAUGUAACCCAAUCUCGACAAAGGAAAUAUUACAAGAAAAUAUUUUGUUAUUUAUUGGACAUAACAAUUUUUAAUGCUUUUCAGCUGUGGAAAAAAAAAGGGGGAAUAAAAAAUCAAAUUUGGAAUUCAGAAUUGAACUAGCUGAAAGAAUUGUUGAGAAAUAUC